UUUGCCGAGAGCCACGCGAGUCGGUGGUGUCGCUGUGGAGAAAGCCGGAAAAAGUCUAGAGAAAUGAGUCGAGCCUGGUUGUGUCUGCUGAUCUGCCUGGCUUUAAGCUGCGGCCUCCAUCAGGCUGCAGCCCAGGAUCAGGCCGCAACUCAGCCGGCAGCAAAUCCGCUGCUGAAACAAUCCCAGAACACCUUCAUCCAGUGGGUUCUGUCGCUUCUGCCACAACGUCCCGGAAGCUCUGACUCGGAGAAUGCCACUCUGGCCACCUUGAGCAGUAGUUCCACGAUGCCGGAGGCCUCCUCCACCACCUCAACCACCACGCCGGCUCCGUCGUCGAGCACCACCACCACGAGGAGGGCCACCACCCCGGCACCACCCACUCUGAAUCCGCCGAGGAAUUGCAGUGACUGCCUCUGCGGAAUAGCCAAUAUACAGAAGAGAAUCGUGGGCGGUCAGGAAACGGAGGUCCAUCAGUAUCCCUGGGUGGCCAUGUUGCUGUACGGCGGAAGGUUCUACUGCGCCGCCUCCUUGCUGAACGAUCAGUUCCUUUUAACUGCCUCGCAUUGCGUCUACGGAUUCCGGAAGGAAAGAAUUUCGGUGAGACUGCUCGAACACGACCGCAAGAUGUCGCACAUGCAAAAGAUCGACCGCAAGGUGGCCGAGGUGAUCACGCAUCCCAAGUACAAUGCCCGGAACUACGACAACGAUAUUGCCAUCAUCAAGUUGGACGAGCCGGUGGAGUUCAACGAGAUACUGCAUCCCGUCUGUAUGCCAACGCCGGGCAGGAGUUUCAAGGGCGAACAUGGGAUAGUCACUGGUUGGGGAGCACUCAAAGUUGGCGGACCCACAUCCGAUACACUUCAGGAGGUUCAAGUGCCGAUUUUAUCGCAAGAUGAGUGCAGGAAGAGUCGCUAUGGGAACAAGAUCACGGAUAAUAUGUUAUGUGGCGGUUACGACGAGGGCGGCAAGGACUCUUGUCAGGGCGACAGCGGAGGUCCUUUGCACAUUGUGGCAAGUGGAACGCGAGAGCAUCAAAUCGCCGGCGUGGUUUCGUGGGGCGAGGGUUGUGCUAAGGCCGGUUAUCCUGGUGUCUAUGCCAGAGUCAAUCGCUAUGGAACCUGGAUCAAGAACCUCACCAAACAGGCUUGUCUUUGCCAGCAGGAGACCAAAAAGAUCAAGUAGCGACACUCCAGCUAUUUCUGUAUCUUUUAAUAGUUGAAUACUCUUGCUGGGUAGGUAACAAAUCACAGAGAAUAAGUGCGAAUUUUAUGGGAACUUUAGCAACGUCUUAAUUUUCUUUAGAUCCUGAUUUCAUAUCUCUCAUUCAAUGUGAUAUUUCUUAAAGUCUCGGUGUAAGUUGAAACCAUUAAAACAACUAUUUUGGCUUGGGCUAAAAAAUAAUACAUUUAGUUACAUUUAUUACAAAAAGUUCCUUUAAGAUUUGCUCUUAUAUGUUCUCAAUUAUAUAUCUUCUAAAUUCCAAAGUGCAAUAGCAUAGAUUGAAAGAUAAGUUUUCAUUACAAAAAAGCUUAUUAUUUCCCGAAUUAUAUAUGCAUUAUCCCAAGAAUCAAACUGUUUUCGCUGAAAAUAACUUUGCACAUUCUAGGGGUAUAUGUCUCAGACCUCUUAAGUAAUACAGUAAAGUGUUUCUGAGCCUUUUGCAAGAGUAUGCCAACUUCGGCCUAGCCGAAGAUCCUAUUCUCAAGCUGUUUUAUAUUUAUUGAUUAAAAGAAAAGUUUCCACAAA
Messenger RNA from Drosophila elegans, 1746 nucleotides. RefSeq names its product trypsin-1. NCBI's taxonomy places the organism in Eukaryota, Metazoa, Arthropoda, Insecta, Diptera, Drosophilidae. The record is from RefSeq and is a predicted model, not a curated record. Gene Ontology annotation, molecular function: serine-type endopeptidase activity. Bases 64 to 1182 code for a protein of 372 amino acids. The transcript is spliced from 2 exons. Gene Ontology annotation, biological process: proteolysis.